AUGGCAAAAGCAUUUCCAAAAGAUAUAAUAAAGCUACCAUCGCACUAAGUUGGAUCCUCAUCUACAUGGUUCUUGUUUUAAAUAAGACCAUCAAACAAGCCUCCGAGCUAUUGGGUAUCAAUUACACUGCAGCCAAAAAUAUUUAUAGACAGUAUAAAAAAAUACACUUGCACCAAAAUCUACAGAGAAGAGCUGGAGUCUCCACCAGCGAAAACUACAACUGGAAAAAAUUCGAAGUCAAAGUUAUUUGCCAAAACACACAAACACACACCUACACACUCGACUCAUAUCUUCAAAAGUGAUUUACCGCUACCUAUUUUUAUUCCAAUUAAUUUUAUAAAAAUUGUUAUUUCUCACUGA
Molecule: messenger RNA, 360 nt
Organism: Paramecium tetraurelia
Lineage: Eukaryota; Ciliophora; Oligohymenophorea; Peniculida; Parameciidae
Exons: 2
Source: RefSeq, a predicted model, not a curated record